Molecule: messenger RNA, 537 nt
Organism: Lactuca virosa
Lineage: Eukaryota; Viridiplantae; Streptophyta; Magnoliopsida; Asterales; Asteraceae
Source: the annotation of a GenBank genome assembly
AUGCUUACAACAGAAUCGUUUCACUCUCAAUUGGGUCUACGACCCCUCCAUCGCACUGGUGACUACGACUGUGACUCUUCCACCACACCUGUGACUGUGUCCCGCCUCACCUCCUUGGACUCUACCUUAAUAGGUUAUUUGAUGGCUCUUGUUUGGUUCAUUCCCUAUACUGAAUCGAGAGUCAAAACCUUGCAUAUGUAUUCAGCUUAUCGUCUUAAGCAACUGUUAUUUCAUCCUUCAUUCACCUUAUCGCCGUUGCAUUGCUACCACCGCGGAAUUUCCUCUUCCCUUCUCGCACUCGCCAGUUAUUCCACUACCUUAUCUGCUUCUACUCGUAACAAGAAAAAGCUAAACAGAAAAGAUAAUUCCGUUAUUGGUACUAGUCGUCGAGUUCUAAUAGAUUCUGUAGUGAAGUGGAGGACCCGAUCGGAUAAAAAGUUCGAUGAGGAGAGCUUUCGUCAAUUUGGUGACACCAAGAGUCAUAUUCCGGUGAUGCUAGGUGAGGUAUUGGAGGUUUUUGAUUCCCACAAACUUUAG